This is a messenger RNA of Anopheles cruzii, 2085 nucleotides long. RefSeq lists its product as uncharacterized. Lineage: Eukaryota; Metazoa; Arthropoda; Insecta; Diptera; Culicidae. Bases 137 to 1888 code for a protein of 583 amino acids. The transcript is spliced from 3 exons. The record is from RefSeq and is a predicted model, not a curated record. Gene Ontology annotation, cellular component: nucleus.
AAUACAAAAAAAAAAUCCAGGGUGAGUUCGUGUGGUUCUUGACAUUCCAACAGCGUUUGUCUGUCAUGCGAAACCAAAACAUUGAAUCUAUUUCCAAAUGAAACGAGACCGCAAAUCAUAAUCGCAGUGAACAGCAAUGGGUGUGCGAUUUUUACAAUCGUUUAUGGGGCGCCAGGUGCAGGACGGCGUAUAUUACGUUCAGAUACCACGUGAAAUACGCAAUUCGGCUGAACGGCGUAAACAAAAACCGUUAAUACUGAUUGAUCUGAUGGCUCUGCAUCAUUUGUUCAGUGGGGACAAGUGCAGCGUGUUGUGCGGAUCGCAGGUUAUGCUGUGUGAACAGCAAGCUGCCCAGUUCUUCUCCCAGUUGGUGGAAUCCGGAGCAGAGCUGGUGUUUUUUUGGGACGGCAAUGUGCAGGAAAACAAAUACGACACAUGGAUGACGCGACAAAAUGAGAAGUACACGAGAAUGAUCACUAUUAUCGAUGCAAUCAAUCGAGGGCAAGCCUUGCAGAGAAUUGCCAAAGCUCGCAGUAAUCUUAUUCCGAGCAACACGUGUAUACAGUUGAAGCUCAUAGCUGAGAGGUAUGGACGGGUCAUCGUAUCGUUUCACGCCGAAUGUGAUCAGGAAUUGGCUGCGUAUGCCUUGGAGCACGAAACGUUGGCGAUCAUUUCCAAUGAUACCGAUUUCCUCAUCUUCGAGGGCUGUUGGCAGUUAUGGUCAGCGGAUAUUAAUUUGGAAACGCUUCGCACACGCGCCUUCAGUAAGGAAGCGCUUCGCCGGAAGCUUCAAUUGAGCGUGCCUGGCAUGGCACUAUGGGCGACGCUGUCCGGAAAUGACUUUUACAACUACGAACAGUUGAAACCAUUUCACCAUACUCUUGGGUCGGAACAAGGUCGGUUUCUGAAGUUGGCACAGUACGUUCGGACGUUGCCGAGCGUAGAACAUUUCAACGACGACAACAUCCAGCAGGUCCUGCGACGUGUGUACAAAGGAAGACGGAUUCCCGACGAGGCGGUUGCGUGGUUUAAGCAAAGCUUAGACUUUUACAGAAGCGACCUACAGACGUUUCAUCGAUCGAAGCCCCCACUGGAUUCAAUCGAAACGUUUCUGCUUCAAGAAUCUCAGCACUUUAUUCUAGGAGUACUGAACGGGGCGCCCCAAAACUGCACGUUGUUUUUUUUUGACUACCGUUCCGACGACUUGGGCAAUUACUUUGAUAUCGUCGUGCCGCUAAUUGCUAAAGUUGCUGGUAUAAUUCUGUAUCAUCGUCAACACGAACGGGACCACAUUACGUUGGUUGCAAAAAAAGGACACGAAGUAGCUUAUGCCCACCAUAACAUAGCGGCAGUGUUUCCGAGCGAUAUUAACGUUCCACAUUUCAUGGACAUGCUGUCACGGGACGAUGCAAUGAUGGCAGCAUUAUUGGAGCGUAAGUUGCAGCUACUGCAAUGGGUUUGUUCAGAUGUCGUAGAGGACAACGCAUUAGCAGCAGUACCACGCGGAUUAAAGGUUACAGUACUGACACUUGUUCGAUUGGUCGAAUGUCGCAUUGUUCAUGUUUUCGAGGCCGACCUUCUUCUAUUGAUUGCUCACGAACUGCAGACUGGCCAGUUCGUGCCUUCGCGAGAGCAGUGCCCAACACAACUCAACCCGCGAGCUUUUCGUAUAGGAUUUCUGUUUCAGAAAGUUUACCAAGAAUUUGCGCGUGCCGCGCAAACUGUUGGCCUUUCAAGCGACUACCGUCCAUCAGCUCCUUACGAUGGUCAUCGUUUCCAUAACAAUUACGGUAAAUUUCAAGAUGGUCAGACAGAUGAACUGAUGAAGCCCACCGCUCUCUGGAGACUUUAUGCGGCGACUGAGAAGCACGACAAAAGCGAUCAAUGAUCAAAUCCCUCAAUUUAUGAACAAUAAUUGAGGAAACGAUCAACACAAUUUAUCACCAAUAAUUAAGGAAAACAUCGUUGGGAAACAGCUUUGAUUCAGAUGUGCCACGUUAUACUUUGUGUUUUAGUUCAAGUGAAGAAAGUUUUUAAAAUUUCGAUUAUGUUUUGUUGUUAUACUUACUAUAUCAUAAAUACAGU